Drosophila navojoa is the source of this 4097-nucleotide messenger RNA. RefSeq lists its product as uncharacterized. The record is from RefSeq and is a predicted model, not a curated record. Gene Ontology annotation, biological process: monoatomic cation transmembrane transport. Gene Ontology annotation, cellular component: intracellular cyclic nucleotide activated cation channel complex; plasma membrane. NCBI's taxonomy places the organism in Eukaryota, Metazoa, Arthropoda, Insecta, Diptera, Drosophilidae. Gene Ontology annotation, molecular function: protein-containing complex binding; intracellularly cAMP-activated cation channel activity; intracellularly cGMP-activated cation channel activity.
UUCAGCCGGUGGCAGCCUGAACAAAAAACGACCACGACCACGACGACGACGACGACGUCAGCGACAAAUUCACCUGCCUUUUGACAGCGACAGCGAUUGGAGUGUGGAGCCGUCUGGUAGCUGUAGGCGGCAGGCGGCGGUAAGCAUCCUGUGCUGUGGGCAUGUCCACAGCCAAAAGACUGGUGCUCUCGCUACGUGGACGUAAAAAUUCGCAGGGCAACUCGGCGACAUCGUCGACGCGGCUCGUAUCCGCUGGCACCUCGCCGGGCCAUGAGCUGGACGAAAUAGCCGUUGUCUCCGGCACCGGUUCGACUAGCCAUCAUUUCUCCUAUGGCGGCUGCAUUGGCAAUAACAACGACGCCAUCAGCGCCGCGGCUGUGGCCUGUUAUUCAACAGCUGAGCAGCCGAACAAGGCCACGCCCACUGGCCGCCUUUGCCGUACUGCGGCCAUUGAUGGCGGUGACGCAGACGCCGACACGAUUGCUGGCUAUGACGUCAAAGCCACUAAAGCAAAUGAUGCCAGAGAUGACGAUGAUGAUGAUGAUGAUGACGCUGCAGCUGAACGAUGGCGGCCAAGUGUGCUAAAUGCAACAACUGUCGCACUGCCAGAUAGCAAACAAAACCAAACAACAACAGCAAAGCAUCAAAACAACAUAAAAUAUACAACAACAGCAACAACAACAACAGCAACAGCAACAAUAUCAACAACCAGAGCAACGAGUCUUGAGAAGGCGCCACGCGCUAGCUUUUUGAACAUAAUGCAGCCACGGCUAUCAUUGAACGGCAUGCUGAAUCCACCAUAUCCAUCGCUGAUGCCAUCACCGCGUCCUCUGUACCGUGAUCAUAGCUCCAGGUCCAUCAAUCCGCUGACUGCCUACGAGCAGCAAAUGGCGGAGCUCGAUGGCAGUUUCUAUGGCAGCAAUGCGGGCUAUUUGGGCGGCAGUGCCGGUGGUGGCACCACCUGCACCAAUCUGACUGCGGCUGGUGCUAAUACAGGCGGUGGCGGUGGUGUUGGAGGUGCUGGUAGUGGUGGUGGUGGUAUAGGUGCUGGUGCCAGUGGCACACAAAGUAAUAGUGGUGGUGGUGUUGGUGGUGGUGGUGCCUUUCAUACAACUGAACUUUCAAUAACACCAACAAUGGCAGCCGAUGAGCAGUUCAUUGAUUUGGGUAGCCUGCGUCGCUUCUCAAUCGAUCGACAGAGCUUUCUGGAUCUAGGCCCCAAGUUUGGCAUGUCCCAGCCGAAAUUCGGUCAGAGCGUCUCGCAACAAGGUUUCUUUACGUCGCAUGACAGCCUGGCCACACCAUGUGCAUCCCGAGCAUCGAACUCGCAUAUGGCCAACGUAAGCACUGCCUCCGAAAUGGAUUUAUUGCACAACAACAAGCAACGCCCCAACAACAACAAGUCGCGCGGACGUCUGAAAACAAUUGGCGGCGAUCAGCCACUGCUGGGCACCUGGAAUCGAUCCACAGGCCGCGGCUCGCAGGAUAACACGCUAGGUGGCGUCGGUGCUGGCGGCGCGUCUGCCGGCGGUGGUGCCACCAACAUGCUCAUGGGCCACACACAAUAUGGCGGCAACUACUGCAAUGGCACAGAUCGCUACCCGCGCUCACGCUCGCAACAGCACCACAAUGCCGGUCAAGCAACGCACCACCCAUACCAGCUGCAGCACUCGGCUUCCACGGUAUCGCACCACCCGCAUGCGCACGGCCAAUCCGCACAAGGCGGGCCCGGUCCACCUCACGGCGGCCAUCCACACCAUCAGUCACAUGGUGGCAUUGGUGGUGGUGCUGGUGCUGCUGGCGGUGCUGGCGGCGGCCACUCAACCCAGCCGCACCACCAGAAACCGCAUCGUACUGCCUCGCAGCGCAUUCGCGCCGCCACAGCUGCCCGCAAGCUGCACUUCGUGUUCGAUCCGGCGGGGCGGCUCUGCUACUAUUGGUCCAUGGUGGUGUCCAUGGCCUUUUUGUACAACUUUUGGGUGAUAAUCUACCGCUUCGCCUUUCAGGAGAUCAAUCGACGCACCAUUGCCGUUUGGUUCUGCUUGGACUAUCUGUCCGAUUUUCUCUAUCUCAUUGACAUAUUCUUUCACUUUCGCACCGGCUAUCUGGAGGAUGGGGUCCUUCAAACGGAUGCACUCAAGCUGCGCACUCACUACAUGAACUCGACGAUCUUUUACAUCGAUUGCCUGUGCCUGCUGCCGUUAGACUUUUUGUAUUUAUCGAUUGGCUUCAAUUCGAUACUGCGCAGCUUUCGUCUGGUGAAGAUUUAUCGAUUUUGGGCCUUCAUGGAUCGCACCGAACGGCACACAAACUAUCCAAAUCUGUUUCGAUCGACGGCCCUAAUACACUAUCUGCUUGUGAUAUUCCAUUGGAACGGCUGCCUCUACCACAUCAUACACAAGAACAAUGGCUUCGGCUCACGCAACUGGGUCUACCACGACUCCGAAUCGGCGGAUGUGGUCAAACAGUAUCUGCAGAGCUACUACUGGUGCACACUGGCAUUGACCACCAUCGGGGAUCUGCCCAAGCCCCGCUCGAAGGGAGAGUACGUGUUUGUGAUAUUGCAAUUGCUAUUCGGCCUGAUGCUAUUCGCCACGGUCCUGGGACAUGUGGCAAAUAUUGUGACAUCAGUGAGUGCGGCGCGCAAGGAAUUUCAGGCCAAGCUGGACGGAGUUAAGACGUACAUGCGCAUGCGGCGUGUUCCGAAUCAUCUGCAGGUGAAGGUCAUCAAAUGGUUCGAUUACCUGUGGCUCACGCAAAAGUGCUCAGACGAGGAGCGCGCCGUAUCCUGUCUUCCUGAUAAAUUAAAGGCUGAAAUAGCAAUUAACGUCCAUUUAGAUACACUUAAGCGGGUUGAGAUUUUUCAAAAUACCGAAGCGGGUUUCCUUUGCGAAUUGGUGCUGCGACUGCGACCCGUACUCUUCUCUCCGGGCGAUUACAUUUGCCGCAAAGGCGAGGUGGGCAAGGAGAUGUACAUUGUGAAUCGUGGACGAUUACAGGUCGUCGCUGACAAUGGCAAGACGGUGAUGGCCUCGUUAAAGGCAGGUUCCUAUUUCGGCGAAAUUAGUAUACUGAAUAUGGGCACCGCAGGUAAAGAACUUGGCAACAGACGCACCGCCAGCGUCCGCUCCGUGGGCUACAGCGAUCUGUUCGUGCUCAGCAAAAAGGACAUGUGGGACGUGCUCAAGGAAUAUCCGGCGGCUCGCGUUCGCCUCGAAUCGAUAGCCGUCAAGCGUUUGGAGAAAUACAAGAAGGCGCCACUGGAGAAAGUCAAAUACUUUAAUGUAGUUGCCAUGGGCCGUUGCCAGUCAACGCCGGGACUGGUGGAGAGCUGCGGUCGCACCACUUUGGAGGACAUGUGGCUGCCUCCCGCUGCCGGCAAUAUGCUGCAUCAUGUGCAGCAACAUCAGCAGCAACAGCAACAGCAGCAGCAGCAGCAACAACAACAGCAACAGCAGCAGCAACAGCAACAACAGCAGCAGCAGCAACAGCAGCAGCAGCAACAACAGCAGCAGCUGUCCCAUUCACAUGGCUACAGUCCACGCAGCUAUACGGAGCAUUUGGUGCGUGCCACCGACUCGCCGCGUUCGAUUAGUCCCAGCGCACACGGCUCCGAGGAGAGGCCAAGGAGUCGCGCCACCUCGCACCACUCAAUGCGGCCGCAGUCGCAGCCGAGUCAUACAGGUCACAUUUGCGAUUCGAGCUCGCAGCUGGAAUGCUAUGGCGGCGGCGUGGGUGGCGCUGGCGGUGGCACCACACCGCUGCUCGGCUCCCAUGAGGCGCUCGAGGAUGAGAUUAAGCGGCUGAGAGAACGUCUGCAUACCGUUGAGUCGGAGAAUCAGGCUCUGAACACUAAGCUCUCGCAGCAGCAAUGGGACCUGGAGAAUCGUCUGGCUGAGAUUGAAAUGCAAAUCUGUGGCGUUUCGUCCACGUCCAGCGUGGAUCCAGAGAAUGAGGCCGAGGAGCUGGAACGGAAUCGCGAGAGUAUCAUAUAACACGGGAGCGUGCUGCCCCAUCAGCAUCAGCCGAUCGGUAUGGUGUACAUAUCAUGUUCCUCAUGACUCCAUGAUUCAUACAAGAAAAUCGAAAUCGAAAAC